Uranotaenia lowii is the source of this 10640-nucleotide messenger RNA. Its product is annotated as protein eva-1. NCBI's taxonomy places the organism in Eukaryota, Metazoa, Arthropoda, Insecta, Diptera, Culicidae. The transcript has 12 exons. Bases 2335 to 4125 code for a protein of 596 amino acids. The record is from RefSeq and is a predicted model, not a curated record. Gene Ontology annotation, molecular function: carbohydrate binding.
UUCGUACGGUGUGCACGCGAAUUGGAACUUUCCUUUUGGCUCCAGAGGACACAUCCCGAUUCGCUCUAAAGGAUUUGAGUGUGGGCGACUGUGAGGAGAGAGAGAGAGAGUGAGUCUCGUCUUGCGUGAGGACGCGCGCGAUUUUCCCGACUAUCGUGGCUAGGUGUCGUCGUGUCGAUUGGCCAUUGUGUGUGGAUUGGAUGCUGUGAGUGACAAAAAUCGGAAAUGGGUGGCGGAAUUCGCGCGGGCGGUUUUUCUUUCGCAUUUCAUUGAGCUGUCGAUGCUUUCUGUGGUUUUGCGAAAACGGGAAAAUAGAUAUCGGUUUGCGUAUGGUUUUUACCCGCUAGAUUAACCAUUAUCUAAACAGUGAGACAGGCGGUUGAUGGGAUUGUGGAGUACUGGGUACACGUGCUCUGUCGUACAAUCGGAAUUCAAACCAAAUGUGGAAUAAUUUGCGCGUACUCUAAAAAUAAAUUGGAAACCGCGAAUAACGCGCGGAAGAAAACGAAUUUAGCGUGCGUGCUUAGAGGGAGCUGAAGAGUUGGGCCAAGUGUGCGAGUUGAGCGUUCUAUGCGGUGACACAUCUACGGUUCAACGAUUUUUGCCGUUUGAGGGCUUUGAAGGUGUGUUUUCUUAGUGCAGUUUGCGGUGGGGUUUAUGGUGCGAUUUAGGAUGAAUAUCGUUGUAUGUUUAGGCUGGUUUAAACCUACGGAAUAACAAUAACACUUUGGAUACACAUAUACUUAGGCGCCACCCAGAGCGUAGAGCGUCGGUGAAAAGCAGCAGAAAUGUCACCCAUCCGACCGAUAAAGGCAGCAUAAUUGAAUGACGAAAAUUGGAUUACAUUACCGUUGGAGAAGGAUCAUCAAACCAACAGGAUCUAAAAGGUUCCACUUUUGGGCAUUGUGUUGGGUUUCCAUUUUUUCCUCGGCAUCUGUCGGUUUUUGUCAAGUCUGAAGAGCCGGAAUCGUAAUACACUCAGUGUUUGAUGCUAUGAAAUAUGGUUGAAGCUUGAUUACAACAGUGCCACAGUGUAUCCCAGCAGUAUUAUUGUUGCUGUAUUUACCGGUCCUAUGCUGAUGUUGAAUAUAUAAUCUGAAAGCUCUCGUUUAACGCGGUCGGUGUAUAAUUAAAGUGAUCUCAACAGCAUAUGCGGCAAGUUUUACGACGUCGGGAAACCGUUGUCAACAGUUGGUGCUUUUCUCCAGUGGAAGAGAAAGUAUGUAUCCUGUGAAAAAUGGGUAAAAUUUGGGAAAUUUAAUGAAAAAAGUGACAAAAGAAACCUCCACAUUACUACUACCAGCAGUUUUACCUCGUACCGGAUGCUUAGCGUUUACUGUUCUUCUUGAGAGCAUUGAGGGUGUGAUGAUGGUCGCUAAAUGUAAUUAAAGAAGCACUUUUUACUCAGUUCCGGUGAUAUCUGUUUCUGGAGAAGAAGAAAAAAAAAUCACGAAGCAAAAGUGUGACGGCGGAAGUUCAAAGAGUAACGUUAAAUAAAUUAGUUUUCUUUGCUUCGAGUGUUGCAAAAAUGAUUCCAGCGUCGAUGUCGGAGAUGAUGGGAUCCCAUUUUCUACGAAAAGUGAAAGAAUGCUCCGGUUGGUAACUCAGUCUGGGUCUGGGUCCUGAUCCCUGGGACGGCGAACGGCGAAUGAACGGAAGUACAGGAGCUAAGGUGUUUACUCUGGCGGAAAUGUCGCUCGGUUUCGGGUUUUAUGAAUUCAUCCCCCUAACGAGCGGCUUGCAAUAAUGAUAGAGUCAUAUUAUUUUUUACGAUCCGAAACCGACGUCUCCAUCAGGAAUAAAAAUCUUUCGGUGUCGUGGGCAGAAAGUCCUUUAAUGCGGGAGGGAUGCACCCCAAUGCCCUCAUCUGUCUCUUCGUUUUUAAUUUAAUCAUAAUAAAGUGAGUGGCAAUGUGUUUUUAACGGUGCGUUAAAAAGUGAGAUAAUUAAUCAUUAUAAAAUACAACCACAAAAGCGUGCGUGUUCGCGAAAAAAAAAACGUCGUGGGUCACGAGAGGGCAAAUCCACAAAAAAAAGUUUCCCAUCCAUACUCGCUGCCGAAUCAACAAUAAAAUGAUAAACUCCGCCGAUGUGAAAAUUUGCAGAAACACGUUAAAUUAAUUUGCUCGACGCUGUCACUUCCAUGCAAAGCCGAAGCCCAAUCGCUAAAAGUCAUAAAAGUACCAAUUGCGAAAUAUGUUUGCUCAAUCCACGUAGAAUUCGGUGAAUCGCACCGAGGGAAAGGUCGAAAAUACCGAAUUAAACAAAUGUAAAACAGAACCCGCGGGCCUCAGCCAACGCAAAACGAGAAUAAAAAAAAAUCCGUAUCUUUUUAAUGAGCCCAACCACGAGGCGGCAGCAAAGAAGAAACGCAGCGGCAAGGAAAGUGGAGUUUGCAGUAAUGGAAUUAAUACAAAUCAAAUUGAUUCAGCAUCAUUUGUUUUAUUGGAUAAUGAUAUUCCUGUUGCUGACGUCGUCGCCUAGGAUGCUGCAGGCGGAUCCGGAAGCGCCCAUUUUCAGAGUGGAUCCAUUGGCACUCCUGGCGGGAACUCUGCGAACAUAUCAACGGGCCGGGUGUGAGCGGGAGCUGGUCACAUUGGGCUGUCCCCGGGGGACGAGCAUAUCGAUUGAGGUGGCCCAGUACGGCCAAAGUGGAGAUGCAAAUGAGCAAAAUUUGUGUCCGGCCAGCACCGAAGAUAGCCUCGAAAUCAAUCUGCCCGGGACUGAGAUAGAGAUAAAAGCACCGGAAAGCUGUACCUGGCCCAACGCAUUACAGUACUCCCUGCUGCAGACGGUUGUGGAAGCGUGCCAAAAGAAGCGACACUGUAAAUUCCUAGCUUCACCAAAAACCUUCGGAGGCGAUCCUUGCCCAGGUCAUCGGAAGUUCGUGGAAGUAGCUUAUAAGUGCAGACCAUAUGAAUUUCGUAGCAAAAUCGCGUGCGAAAACGAUGUUAUACAAUUAAGUUGCAAUCCUUAUUCGCGAAUAGCUGUAUAUAGUGCCAGUUACGGGAGGACGGAAUACGAGAGCCUACAGUGCGCCCAACCUCAAGGAGUGAAGGAAGAGACUUGUCUUGCAUCUUACGCCACAGAAACGGUGAUGCAAAAAUGCCACGGCAGGCGAAAAUGCACACUGUCAGCAGAUAGCACAACUUUCGGCAAACCUUGUCACCCCGAUUCGAGGAUGUAUUUAAAAGUUGUUUACACAUGUGUGCCUCGUAAGGUGCUGAAAGACCGCUUCGAAGCGGCACCGGAGCCAGAUGAGCCCCUGCAAAGCGAUUUGGAACUGGAUCAGAACGACCUGUACGACGAGGACCAGUUUUUCCGAGAAUCGGACGCUAUCCCACCUGGUCCGGCACCGAAACUCCAGGGUAGUCCGGCGAACAAUCGAGUGUCAGACAUUCCAAUCUAUGUUGCUGCCAGCAGUACCCCACCGGCACCUCCUCGCUCCAUUCAGGACGUUUUGGAGGAUAACGAGUUCUCCUUCGAAGAGCACCAGGAAAAGUUCUACAUCUAUCUGAUUGUAGCCGUGGCCGUGGCAAUCCUGCUCUGCCUGUCAAUAGUAAUUGGACGCGUGGCAUUCCGGAAACGUGGGACAACGAAAGAGGACGAUAAAUUCCAGACAUCAAACACAGGUGAAACGACACUCCCGAACGGUUUCACAGACGAUAUAUCGGAAAUAGAUGCGGAUAUCGAUUUGCAAACUCCACUUCCAGUGCCGAGCGUCUCUCGGAGCGAUAGCUACGGACCAUACACGCCCUCGCCGGGACCGUACGGGAAUCUGGGACCAUCUAAUAUAUCACAUACCUCAACCACGAUGCUGGUGCCGCCUUGUUCGAUGGGAACGAUGAUGGGAUCCGGUCCGCCCACCGGAUAUCUGAGCGGUCCAAUUAAUAUCAUUCCCUCGCAACUCAGCCAGAGCAUAGGAAGCAUCCGGACGCCCAUCGCCGCGAUGAGCACCCUGCCGAGGCCCCAUCAUCAGGGAGGCCCUCCACCGGCAUUUCUCGGCGGCGUUGGCUCGGUGAUAGGCCAAUCCCAGACACUCCGGCGGCCAUCGAGCGAUCUCGACGGAAACACCCCCCGGAGCCUCAGCAGGGGGGCGGCCAACACCCAGUUCUACUACGGAUGACAUUCGGUGUCCGGCCAGCCGUCGUCCGUCCCACUUCAGCAGCCCCAGUCCAUACUGAAAAACAAGGAACCGACCAUCCGGGAAGCCGAGGACACCAUCGUGAUGUGUCCACCGAAUCGAACGUACUGCUUCUAGAACUGCAACAUCAUCCUGCUGCGAAAGCAAACCGCCAAUUUGCUAAACUACCAAAGUGAUAAAGAUCUAGUAUAUUUGUAAAUUAUUCUCUAGAACAAAAAAAAAGGUAAAUCGAACAACUCCCAGUGUGCACGAUAAGAAUUGAAUGUCGAAAUCAACGGUUGAAUAAGGUUGUAAUAAAGCUGAUUGGAUUCUAUUGAAUGUACCAAAUUUGUGAAAAAAAAAUCCUUCGCUUACGGGAUGAGAUAAGAUCUUCAACGAUUGGUAUGCCCUCUUGUACGUUGCAAACAUUAACGUAAAUUGAAGUGUUUGGUGCGAAAAUUCAAACGAAACAAAGUGAUACAGAUUAUUGUUUUGAUUCUUUCUUGAUUUUAAAAAUGUCAUCUAUGGUAUGGAUGAGUUCUGAUUUAUGACUUUUAAGUUUUAAUCACUCUUUUCUUUUUAUCAGCGGCUUCAGAUCUAAGAGGGUAAAUGUUUACGGAAUCACAUCCACAUUAAUCUCACUGCCUAAAUACAGGCGUUAAACGUUAGCUAUUCUUAAUGAGACUUCUGGCAUAAUUACAAAGUAGAAAUGCAUAACGGUGCUUACAUAAUUAAAUUUCUGAAAGCAAUACAUUUUUCUGUUAGAGUUUUUUUUUCGGAUGCUAAACUUACGUUACAACGACAACUGUUUUGAACAGUUGUCAAAUAAUUUAAAAAGUGAGAGAUCUAAACACAUUUAAUUUGUUCUAAGCAUUUGAGCUUUUUUCAUCCCGUAAGUCGAUCGAACACCACCUUAGGUAAGUAAUCAAGCUGUCACUUUUGAUCUGUUUAGGCAAAAAUAAAGAAACUCAGGCAGAGGAUGAGUAACAGUUUGUCCGGCGGCAGUUAUUAUCUUUAGCAAACAAACAAAAACAGUGAACAGAUUCAAAUUACACGGUCACAUCAUCAAUUCGAACGAAUUCUACCAUUGAAACCCAUGUGUUAUUAUUGUUCAAUCAUUUUUAAAGUUUAAAACAUUGGUAAUCAGGGUAUUCAUAAGAUACGGUUGUUAUGGAAUUCAAAUAACAAGAGAACAAAUUGUCAUUUGAAGGAACGCUGAACCGAACUCAGCGAGGAAUGAUCUCGGGCGGUUGGUCAGAAAUUUAUGAUUGAAAAUAAUCAUCCUUUUAGCAUCACCAUCAAAUUGUGAAUCUUAAAUGAUGUCUGAACGGCAAAAGACAUUGAAAAAAAAACGGCAAAGCAAUUCGAUACUCUCAUAUGAAAGUCUCCCUCAAUUGUUGUAGUUAUGAAAAAUGAAAUUUUUCAAAGAGUUUUUUUAAAUUUAGGGUAUGCAAUCUGAAGUAUUUGAAUCUAAGUACAAGUACUUUUUUUAUUCAUUUUUCCGAAAUUUCGUAUUUGGAGCAAACUGUUCUACUGGGUUUUUUUUAAUAUCAUUUUCGGAUUCAGCGCAGAUAUCACAUUAAAAAUAUGCGUCGGUCAAAAAAGUUCAAGUUUUUUCUUAACUAGUGUAGUUUUUCCAACAAUAUGUAUCGAUGAAUUGCUUCAUCCAUUUUACUACUAUUGAUUCAUUCAUCAUUUGACUGAUUACACUAGUUUACAAAAUAAAAAAAAACUAAAACUUUAUCGACCUUCCUUUAUUUUCAAUGUAAAAUUAGGCGCUGAAUCCGAAAAUAAAAUUUCAAACAAUUUCAAUAUAACAAUAUUUGAGUUAUGCUUCAAAUAUGAAAUUUUGGAAAAUGGAAAAAGUACAAGAUUCAAAUAUCUCGGAUUGAGUAGCAUUAAUUAGAAAUCCCAUUUUGCAUAUUAAAGGUAAAUAAAUUAGUUAUUUAUCAUCUUAACUUUGUUUUUCGGAACCACAGUGUAUAAUAGAAUAACUAAUCUUAGUAAAACAAUUCUAACUUGGAGCGGGUGAAAUUUAUCAUGUCAAAUUCAUCUUAUACUUAUUAUAUUAGUAGCUCUAUUCUACACUAUGGUACGUUAAAUUAUUCAAAAUUGCAAACAUUCCUGGUAUAGUAAAAUAACCAUCACUUCUACCAUUUUUAACAGAUUUUGAUAAAAAUAAACCACUUGAAUUCAUUUUUUUAACUUUCCAAAGCUAUUUGCAAAAUAUUCGUUUUCGGGAAAUUGGACUUGUUGUUAACCACUUAUUCCCGUGGCCGCAAAUGAAUACCGAUUUUGAUGAUAUUAAAUUUUUUGUGUAUAUAGUUUUUUCUAGUUUCUAAAAAUUACAAGAGGAAGUGAAUUUGUUUAACCAGGUUGUCUGUAGUUGGUUCCGAAUGAAAAAAAAAAUCCCAAAAAACAAUUUUAUUUCAAAAUUGCUUAUAAUUUCCGGCAGCUUUGCUAUAUAUCAUUUCUCAAUUAACUGAUUUUCUAAACUCCAACUUUUGUUUUUUCUUGUCAGUUUGAUUAUCAUUUUUAUAGAACAUACUUGAUUUCUAAAAAAUCUCAGUUCUUCAGUAUUUUGGAAUGAUGAAAGGAGUGUAUUCGAAAAAAAGUAACACUUUGCUGUGCAUGGAUGUGAAGUUGUGAAAUUUUCAGCGAAGUUGCCUAGUAAUGGAAUGUUUACAUUUGCAAAUUUAUGUGAUGUUCUGCCAAGUUGUUUUAAAGAUAGCGUUCAAUCGUCCAAGCGUCCAAAUCAAGACUAUUUUGUAUUCAGUUUACUGUUUCCUGAAGCUUGAUCUUCAAAAUAACUCAAAAUUUUGAGUUUGAUCGAAGUUAUGACAAAUUUAUCCGAUUGUCCUCCUUUGGCACAAAAACAACAUAUUUUACUAUUUAUCACUCCACCACCGUUUUAGCGUAAUGGCACGAUUCCACGAUGAAACUUAUUGAAGUAGUUUGCAGAGAAAACGGUCGCAUUUGGAGGCAGUUUUCUUUGUAUUUUAGCCAUUUUUGUGUCCAUCGCUAUGAACGUUUGAGUUAUUUGCAGUUUCCACAGGUCGUUAGCCUUCUCAAGUAUUAGACAUUGAAUUUUUCAAUUGUUUUCUCCUUUUUUAUCUCCGAGAAAUACAGGUGAGACUUGUCAACGAAAAGUUUAUGGUUGGCAACCUGCCAGGUGACCGCAAAUGAGUUCGUUUUGCGGUCCAUUACAAGAUUUUUCUAUAUAUCUCCCCACAAGAUGUCCAAAUAUUUUGCGCACGAUUUGACCACCGUAUUUUGUUUAUUCCACUGAUUGGCAGUUUUUCAAUCUUGUAGAAAUGAAGUCAGGCCUAUUUAUAAGUCAGCUAGACGAACCAGUCAGACAAAUUUGACUUUUUUUUAUCACUUCCUCUAUUCGUAUUUUCGGAUUAAGCUUGAAAAAAACUCUUACAUUCCUCUCACUUCAUGGAAUCCAUAAUCUUCACUUUUAUUCAAAUUUUAGCUCAAUGUUGGGUUUUUAGGAGUUCUUAAACGAUUAACCAUGUGAAUUUUUUUCGAAUAGAUGAUUUCCAGCUGAUUUUGGGCCUCUCACUGAGACUUUUCUGGUUUUUCCUCGAUCCUGCCCAUAAAAUGCUGUCAAUGAAUUUCAGCAUGGGACGCUAUCUCAAAAACCACUUGACAGAUUGUCACAAAAUUUUGUACACUUAGAUACACAUUACAUUACUAGGCAGCUUCACUGAAAAUUUCAUCAAUUUCCAUUCAUGCAUUCAAAAGUUUUUCACAAAAUAAAGUGAACAAAAUAUUUUUAACUGUAUCAUCAAUACUGAUAACCAAACCCAAAACUGAAGUUCAGAUGAUAGAUAAAAAUCUAAAUUAUUCAGAUUUCAUUAUUCCAAAAAGAUUUCGAAUUAAUGUUGUGCAUUGCGAUGUAUGAAUAUAAGUAAAAGUACUUUAUUUCUUCUUUCAAAAUUUCAUAUUUAGAGCUCAACUCAAAAAAUUUUCUACUGAGAUUUAAUUGAGUUUUAUUUUCGAUUUUACUUUAAAAAUGAUCUUCAGUAUACAUAGUUCAAAAUUUUAUGAACUAGUAUGAUUUGUAAAGUUAUUUUGUUAAAACCAUUGACUUUGAAAAGUGUUGCAUACCCCAGUUGACGAUACCUACAUGCAACAGUCAGGAUGGAAAACUUAAAAGUAUCUUCAAAUUAAAUAUUGAAUAAUUUAAUUUAAUUUUGUAGAAAGCAACCCUUGAAGACACAAUUGCUUACAUGCAAACAUACAAUACCAUGUUUUGCUUUUCAAUUUAGUUCUAGAAAAAUUUUGAAAAGCACACUCACUUUAUGAAAGCAUUCUUUGUCUAUGAAUUUGAAUGACUGAAACAGUUUAAGAAAUUUCAUUAAAUCAUUUUUUUUUUCAAACAUCUAUAAGUUAGAUAAAAAAAGCUAUUUUCAUAACAAUAAGAGUAAUUUUUAUUUGUAGGAAUAUUUCAAAUACCAAUACAUUUUAAACAAAAUUCUUGAUUGAAAAAUUUAAUUUCAGGCUUAUCUAUAUGCUUUUAACCCUAUUGAAUCCGCUCUUGAGUGUCAAUAUGACACUAUUGGAAGUUUGACGACUUGUAGCUUUAUUCGGGUGCAUCCAAAUGAAACAAUUUCUUCGCGGACCAUCAAUGAAUUCUUGAAACCUUUUAUUUUGCAUCAUUACUUUUUUAUACGCACCCUGAAAGCCCAGGAAAAAAACUCCUUAUUCAUACCUUGAGUGUCAAUUUGAAACUCCUCGCUUAAAACUGCUAUAUCUCUCUUGUUUCUCAACCGAUUUUUACAAAAUAUAGAAUUUUGGAAAUCUCGUUAUGUAACUAAAAUAUCUUACUCAGACAAAGGUCAUCUACAACACUUAAGUUUGCCGUUAUUCAAAUUCUAAGAAAAAAAUCUGAAAAAAAUGCUUCGGGAAAAAGGCUGUAGAUAAGCUACGUAAUGCUCAAAACAAAUUCACGUAGUGUCCAAGAAAGCUUAAAUCAGAUGCUAUACGUUGCACAUAAGCAUAUAUUUUUUUGAAAUUUUUUAAGAUCGUAUCUCAAAAAAUGUUAAAAAAUGUGAUGUAAAAUCGUACUUUUCAAUCAAUUGUUGAGGGAGAAUGACCUUAAUGAGUUAAAUUCAUAUAAAAAAAGGAAAAUCAAUCAAUUAUUUACGUCACACCAGAUAAUUUUUGAAAAGAGGAUCGAAAAGUUGACGUAAUUUGGCACAUUUUUUCGUCAAUUUGCAAUUUUUCUGAUUUUCUUGCAAAAAAAUACAACUUUGUACUGAAUUUUUAACAUUUUAAUUCAGGAUUUAGGCAAUAAAUUUAUAAUCAUCAGCCAAUUUCAUACCGAUUCUAGUAAUUACGCCAUAAACGCUGCGAUACUUAACAGAAAUAUGAAAAAUAUAAAACUAAAAGUAAAUCCUGAAAAUUGACGCGGACGCUUGUGAUUUUGUCUGAUUUUGCUCACCCGUUGGCAUCGAAAUUAAAAAAAUUAGGCAGAUCCAGCGUGUUUAGCGCAGAUAGCAAUAAGUGUAGGCAACGUUCAACGUCAAAAUACUCAACUGGUACGAACCACCUUAUGAUAUGGAACGAACAAGCAGCUACUCGCGUUAGUUUGCGCUAACUUAUGAAUAUUUAGAAAGUAUUUUACAUUUUAUUUUAUACACCACUAGAAUUGUCCUUCAAGUGAACAUAAAUUUAUUGCGUAAAUUUUGAGUUAAUAACUUAUUAGUCUAAAUUUUCUGGUGCGGCUUAAACAAUGUUGACGGUUCAUUGAAUGAAAAGUAUAUAUUGGGCCAGGAGUGUCAAAUUGACACUCAAAGGACCGUAACGGGUAAAAAUUACUUAAUAUUUUAACAAUCAAAAUUAAAUAAAGAAAGCGAUUAAAACGUUAUGAUAUUCAUGCAUUAGGUUUUACAAUCAAAACAUUGGUCAUAAACGAAACCUUGAUUUAUUUUAUACAUAGCUUCCUGUUGAAUGUGUAUUCACAUUUUAAGGACCAAACAGAAUCAGAAAACCAUUAAACUUCUAUAAAACAUGUAUUGUCUCUGAAAAUAUUAUUUAUGAGUCAUUAGCAUUUUUUUUUACUUUCAUACAUUUUGCAACUGUUGUGUUGUUAUGAAUAUUGAAAGGAGCCAGAUUGUUGAAUAAUAUAAACUUAUGGUCAAUUUAUUUCCUAGUUAUUUCCUCACACGACAUAGAAUGAGACCACAAUAUCGAGAUUAUCGAAUUGAUGAGCCUGCAAACAGUUGUACAGUUUUGGAUAGAUCGUAUAAAAAUGUUGAUUAUUGUAAAAAGAAACUAAGCACAAUUGAAUACGUCACAAUCGAUAGCUAUAGCUCUUAGAAGGACGUAGAAAGAUUAGCGAAUGGUAAACCAAAUAUAUUGAGCAAAACAUAGAAGAAGAAUUGAAAAACCAACAGCUGGACGGGGGGGAUCGUAUUAUAAGAAGCAAAUGUGUACAGAUAGGAUAAUUUAUUUAUUUUUAGCUUUAGUUUUUAAGAAGAGGAACGUUUAUACCCGGUAAGACAUAA